Messenger RNA from Epinephelus moara (kelp grouper), 2074 nucleotides. Its product is annotated as G-protein coupled estrogen receptor 1-like. Bases 308 to 1456 code for a protein of 382 amino acids. The record is from RefSeq and is a predicted model, not a curated record. The transcript has a single exon. Gene Ontology annotation, biological process: G protein-coupled receptor signaling pathway; cellular response to estradiol stimulus. NCBI's taxonomy places the organism in Eukaryota, Metazoa, Chordata, Actinopteri, Perciformes, Serranidae. Gene Ontology annotation, molecular function: G protein-coupled receptor activity; nuclear estrogen receptor activity. Gene Ontology annotation, cellular component: membrane.
AAAAAGUGUUGUCAAUUUUUCUGCCAUUGAAUGAUAAUGUACAGAGAUGUUUUUGCCUCCUGAGAGUCUAUUUAUUCACUAAAUCUAUGUCUUGAAAAGAUGAAAACUUGCUGUUAACUUGCUACAUUUCUCCUCUCUUGUCUAUAACAAAAAGUGGGAAUCAGUAUAUAUCCAAGAUGACCACAGCACAGAAAGAGCAACAGAUGACACCACAGUCUUCACUGGGGCAAAACCCUUGGAAAACUAAACACUACGGCAACUUGAUGGGAAGCUACUGCUAAAACAAUAUCAACACAAAAAGAAUAAUAUGGACAGGACCAUGUACGUGGACUACAAAGUCUUCACUGUUCGGCCAAAUGACACAGAGGCAGUCGUCUCUGAUAUUCUGCAGGAAGCUUCAGAGAGUCAUCAGCUUUAUAUCAUCAGCCUCUUCCUCUCCAGCAUCUACAUUAUAUUCCUGUUCCCCGUGGGCUUCAUCGGGAACAUCCUCAUCUUAGUGGUCAACCUGCACCACAAGGGCCGCUUAACAGCCCCGGACCUGUACUUUGUGAACCUGGCCGUGGCCGACCUCACUCUCGUGGCCGACUCUCUGAUCGAGGUGUUCAACCUGAAGCAGGGCUACUAUGACAAGCCCCACCUCUGCACCUUCAUGAACCUUUUCCAGCAGGCCAACAUGUACAGCAGCGUCUUCUUCUUAUCCUGGAUGAGCUUCGACAGGUUUGUUGCAAUGACUGGCCUCAUGGGUCGCAGCAUGCCGCGUGCACGCCUCAGCUGCUGCCUCAUCUGGGUGUCCUCGUCUUUGCUCACCGUACUUCCUUUUGCCAUAGCUCAAAGCCAGCACGCUGGAGAACUCCACUUCUGCUUCGCCAACGUGACCCAGAUUCAGUGGCUGGAGGUGAUGCUGGGUUUCUUGCUGCCUUUCUGCAUCUUGGGUCUGUGCUACUGGAGAAUAGCACAGGUGCUCCGGAGGAGCCAGAGGGGACAAGAUGGCCCCCGGCAGAGGCCUCGCAGGCAGAAGGCUCUGCGGAUGAUCUCAGCAGCUGUGUUAGUCUUCUUCCUCUGCUGGCUCCCGGAGAACGUGUUUGUAAGCGUUCACCUUCUAAGAGGUGACUCAGACAGCAGCACACUGUGGCAGGACUACCCCCUCACAGGUCAUGCUGUCAGGCUGGCGGCCUUUUCUAACAGCUGUCUGAACCCACUCAUCUACAGCUUCCUUGGGGAGACCUUUCGGGUUAAACUGAGGCUCCUUCUCCAGGAGAGGAGCAGAUGGGCCAAGCUGCACAGGUCAGCCACUGGGAAAUCUUUCUAUGUACAAGCUGCAAACACAUGUGGCCAUGCACCAUGCCACAGGCAAAGCCAGUCCACACACUUAAGCUCUAACAUUCUUCCACAAACUGUUCUGCUCCCCCCAAACAAAGACCAACUGCAUACAGUGGGCCACAAUGAUAACAGAUGACAUCAUGUUUGUGCCAUCAGUGUAAAGACAUCAUUCAUGGACACUGUAAAAGCAAGGACUCAAACUGUUGAGGAAACACUUGUUUAAUCUGUUUUUAAAAGGAUAGUUUGGAUGUUUGGAGCUGGGGUGUUACAAGUACUUAUCUAUAGUCAGUUACCUACAGCAGGCAGCAUUCGGUGCACCCCUCAUUUGGAGAAGCAGACAGGAGUACCAACAUGGAAGCUACGCAAUGCACUGCUGUGAACAGGGUCAGCGUCAAAACAUAUUUUACCCACCUAACAAAAUCUAUAUCAGUUGAAGUGUACGCUGUAUUGAGAAUAUUUUCACCACUUUACCUUGAUGUGGAGAGUCGACGGGAGACUUCUUCUUAAAUUAAAUGUCAUCUUUUUAAGACCUUUUUAUUGCAACUUGGAAUGUAACAUCAGUCAUAUUUUGCCAUUUAAAGUAAUUUAGUAAUAAAAACUCAACUGUAAGAAUAAAAUGUCAAGUCCUCCUCACUUGGCCUCCAAAACAUACCUUUUACCUGGUGUAAAUCAUGUUUUUCAGCACCUUUACACAACUUGUUUUGAAGACUGGGUUGUUACGAACACAUGUAAAGAGUUGUCUGUUUGGAGCAAC